AUGAGGCAGCAGGAUGAGCAGAUCCACUUCUCCACACAUGGGCCGGCGAUCAGAACCGUGAUGAGGCAGCAGGAUGAGCAGAUCCACUUCUCCACACGCGACAGCGAGCCGGAGGUGGACAGCCGAUCGAGGACCUGCUUCACCCUGUUAGGAAACGAUUCGCCCCCUGGUGUCGGAGGCCUCUCUUCUCUGGUGUCCCGCGCGGGUCGGUUCUGUCCGGCCCGCGGCUCCCCUGUGUCCGUGUGUGUGGCGGCUUUUGUCAGCGAGCUGUCGUUUGUGACGGAGCCUCGUGACGUUACGGUCGUGCAGAACUCUCGGGUGGUUCUGGACUGCCAGGCCCAAGGAGAACCUCCCGUGGACGUCAGGUGGCUGAGGAACCGCGUGGCCGUGCGGGAGGGCGAGCAUGUGCGUCUCCUGGCCAACGGCUCGCUGCUCCUCUCCCGCGCGGAGGCGUCCACAGCAGGACUCUACCAGUGCCUGGCCAGCAACACACACGGGGCCGUCCUCAGCCAGAGAGCUCAACUCACCAUCGCAAGUGUGCCGUCCUUCGUGACGCAGCCUGCUCCCGUGACGGUCAGGGAGGGGGCGGUGGCCAGACUCACCUGUGAUGUCAUCAGCAGCCCCUCCGCCAUCGUCACCUGGAAGUUCAACCAAAGAACGCUCGCGGCCGAACCGGACAGAAUCACGGUGCUGCCGAACGGAGCGCUUCAGAUAAGUGACGUGAGACCAGAGGAUGCUGGGAAUUACCGUUGCCUGGCGACCAAUAUCGCCGGGCGGCUUCUGAGUGAUGAGGCCACCCUCUCCGUCCGCUCAGGUGAAGGACCGCCCGUCCUGAUACAUGCUAUCGUCGUGGCUCCACAGAACAUCUCUUCCCCACAGCACCACACCGCCGUCCUGGAGUGUGUUGCCGACGGCAACCCGCGGCCCCUGGUGUCAUGGAGCAGGGCCGACUCCACGCCCAUCGAUGUGUUCCAUGCCCGCGUCCAUGGCAACGGUAACCUGGUGAUCUCGGACGUGCAGCCGCGCCACAGCGGAGUCUACCUGUGCAGAGCCACCACCCCCCGCACACGCAACUACACCUGUGCCGCCGCCAACCUCACCGUGCUCACGCCCCCUACCCUGGUGGAGCGCCCGGAGAGCCAGACCCACCCGCGCGCGGGCACUGCCCGCUUCACCUGCCGCGCCGAGGGGGUGCCCCGCCCACAAAUCACCUGGCUGAAGAACGGCCAGCAGCUGCACUCCAACGGCAGGGUGAAGAUGUACAACAGUAAGCUGGUGAUCACCCAGAUCACGCCGGAGGAUGACGCCAUGUACCAGUGUGUGUGUGCGAGCGUGGCGGGCGUGCGGGUGGGGGGGGCGCGGCUGGUGGUGGUGAUGUCCGAGGACCGUCCGAGCGCCCCCCGGAACCUGCGCGCAGAGACCAUCUCCAGCUCCGCCAUCCUGCUGGCCUGGGACAGACCGCAGUACAACGCCCACAGAGUCAUCGCCUACUCCAUGCACUACACCAACAACCUGGGUGUGAAUAACGAGGAGUACCAGGUGGUGAUCGGUAACGACACGACGAGCUACAUCGUGGACGAGCUGGAGGCGGCGGCCAACUACAGCUUCUACAUCGUGGCGUACAUGCCCAUGGGGGCCUCCCGCAUGUCCCCGCCCGUGUGCCAACACACCCUGGAGGACGUGCCCUUGCGUACCCCGGAGCUGAGCGUGGCGAGCCUGAGCCCCACGGACAUCCUGGUGUCGUGGCGAGCGCUGGCGGGGAAGGUGAGUCGGGGGCGUGUCCUGUCCUACCGGCUGUCCUUCCGCACGGCGCCGGAGCAGCAGGUGAGCGCUCUGGAGUUGCCAGGCAACGUGACGCAACACCUGCUGCAGGAGCUCACGCCCGACACCAUCUACCUGCUCCGCAUCGCCGCGGCAACACGGGCAGGAUGGAGCCAGCCCUCCGUCUGGACCUCUCACCGCACGCCCAAGACCUCCAGCUCCACAGUCCCCCUGGCCCCAGUGCUCCAGCUGCAGCCCAUCAACUGCAGCUCCAUCUCUGUGCGCUGGCAUCCGUCUCCUGGCAGCGCCGUUGCCCUGGGUUACCGCCUCUACUACCACGAGGAGGACCAGCCAGAGGGACACAGCCACCAGCUACCAGCUGAGGAGCAGCAGUACACCAUCACCGGCCUGGGUCCGAGAGAAAAGUACCAUGUGAAGCUUUUGGCCUUCAGUCAGAAUGGAGAUGGUUACCAGGCCGACCAGACGGUCAGCACUCCAGGAUGCCCAUCUGCCCCUACGCGUCGUGUGGCCACGGUCCCGCCCCCAGACCACGUGACGGCCGUAUCCCAUAAUGCCUCUGCGGUGCUGCUGCGUUGGCGGCGCCCGGCGUUCGCGUCGGUCCGGCUGCUCAACUACACGGUCCGCACCAGCGCCGCCGGACCCCAGGCCCCCGCCUCCCUCCACUACACACACACUAAUAACCAGAGUGUGCUGGUGUCCGGUCUGAAGCCCAACACACGCUACGAGUUCUCCGUCCGCCUCCACCUGGACCAGGUGUCCAGCUCCUGGAGCUCUGCCAUCUACCAGAAGACGCUGCCCACAGCGCCCCAGCGUUCUCCAGGGUCCAUCCGGGCGCUGCUGAUCGAGGAGCGGACGGCGCUGGUGUCGUGGGCGGAGCCUGAUCAGGGGGAGGUCGUAGGUCACUACACACUCCUGUACGCAUCACACUCCGCCUGGCUGGCUGGGGAGUGGCACAUCCUACAGAGGGAGGGUUCCAACACGAUGGCUCUGCUGGAGAACCUAGAGCCGGGGAACGUCUACCUCAUCAAGAUCUCAGCGUCCAAUCAGGUGGGAGACGGACCAUUCUCCAGCGCCGUGGAACUGUCCGUACCGAGCCACCACGGGAAGAUGCCCCGACACACACACACACGCUCACACAGCACAGACCUCUCUGAUGACCUCUACAGUAUUGACCAGCGCUCCAUGACGGGGAUCGUUGCUGGCGUGUGUAUCGCGUUGGCCUGCAUCGUCCUGUGUGUGUUCAUCCUGAUUAUCAAGAGCAGAGUCAGCAGGAAGUGUGCACUUGAUAAGCCUGCAGGGCGGCGCUGUGGAGCCACUAUGAUGUCACCUGUUGAUGGACAGCUGGAGAACGCCGAGGUUCUGGUCCCCAUGAUGAGGAACCAUUUCAUGGACCCAAAGGGGGGGACUGAUCUGGUGAUAAACGCGGCGGGUCCGGUCAUCUCUGUGGGUCAGAGCAAGAGCAGGAAGUGGAGCUUCUUCGCUAAGGAGCAGAAUCAUCGAUCCAGGAAGGAAAAGACGCGUGGGUGUGUGUACCUGGCGGGGACAGCCUUGUUGAGGUACGAGGAGGAGCUCACGGUAGCCAAUCAGCAGCCUGAGCGUCUCCGCCUGACCGGAGACUCUGGACACUACUCCCACGAGACUGGAGACUCUGGACACUACUCCCACGAGACUGGAGACUCUGGACACUACUCCCACGAGACCGGAGACUCUGGACACUACUCCCACGAGGAGAGCAGCGAUUCAGCAGACACCUCACCAACAGGGCCAGAAGAACAAGAGCAACAGGAGUGUGUGUCGGAAGAGAUGUCCGCACUGCUAGCCCUGCAGGGGGCGCUGUGGUCCACUCCAGGACUGCAGAUGGCGCUGUGGUCCACUCCAGGACUGCAGAUGGCGCUGUGGUCCACUACAGGACUGCAGGGGCCAGUCUUCCACAGCCUCAUGUAG
This is a messenger RNA of Sardina pilchardus (European sardine), 3726 nucleotides long. RefSeq names its product protogenin B-like. The record is from RefSeq and is a predicted model, not a curated record. Gene Ontology annotation, biological process: cell-cell adhesion. Gene Ontology annotation, molecular function: protein binding. Bases 1 to 3726 code for a protein of 1241 amino acids. Lineage: Eukaryota; Metazoa; Chordata; Actinopteri; Clupeiformes; Clupeidae. The transcript has 23 exons.